AUGUUCAGAUUGACAUCAAGAAGGACGGUCAGUUUAAUGACCAACUUACCAACAUCCUUUCAUUCUUCAAAGCUUGCAUCUACGUUAGCCCUUCUAGAGACAUCUCCUGAUGGGAACCUCGAUCCUUCUUCUCUAAACCUAUUGCAAGCAGCUAAACUUUUGAAAAAUCCAAUAACAGCGUUAUUUGUUGGACCCAAUGCCUCUACUGGGGCUCAAUCACUAAAGGAUUCUGUGAAAUGUGAAGGCCUCUCAAAGAUAGUUGUUGUUAAAGAUGAUUCCUUAGCUCAUUAUUUACCUGAAAAUAUAUCACCUUUACUUGUUGAAUUAUUAAAAGGUGAUACUUAUUCCCAUUUUGUAAUUACAAGCUCAUCUACAGGUAAAAAUAUACUCCCUCGUCUUGCUGCUUUGAUUGAUAAUCAACCUGUGUGCGAUGUAGUCAAGAUUGAAGGUCCUAAUAAAUUUGUAAGACCAAUAUACGCUGGUAAUGCUCUUGCUACAAUUGAAACUUCACAAGAUAAGAAAUUACUUAGUGUUCGUGCUUCUGCCUUUGAUUCUGUAGAAGAAGGUAAAUCUGAAAAUGUUGAAAUUGUAGAGAUUCCUUUUACAAAUAAGGAUGCUAUACCGAUUAAAUGGUUAUCAGCUAACUUAACAAAAACAGGAAGACCAGAUUUGGGAUCUGCGAAGACAAUUGUCUCUGGUGGACGUGCAUUUAAAGAUAAAGAAAGUUUUGAAAAAUACUUAACUCCAUUGGCUGAUGUUUUGGAUGCAGGUAUCGGUGCCACAAGAGCCGCAGUUGAUAACGGAUUAUGUGAUAACUCCCUACAAAUUGGUCAAACAGGUAAAAUUGUUGCUCCAAAUCUAUAUAUUGCUGUUGGUCUAUCAGGUGCCGUUCAACAUUUGGCUGGUAUGAAAGAUUCAGGAACAAUCGUUGCAAUUAAUAAUGAUCCAGAUGCACCAAUAUUUAAAAAUGCCACAUAUGGUUUGGAAGGUGAUGUAUUAAAGAUUGUACCGGAGUUGACAGAAAAGAUCAAGGCUGCUCAGAAAUGA
Messenger RNA from Maudiozyma barnettii, 1047 nucleotides. RefSeq names its product Aim45p (gene AIM45). NCBI's taxonomy places the organism in Eukaryota, Fungi, Ascomycota, Saccharomycetes, Saccharomycetales, Saccharomycetaceae. Gene Ontology annotation, cellular component: mitochondrion. The record is from RefSeq and is a predicted model, not a curated record. The coding region runs from base 1 to 1047 and encodes 348 amino acids. The transcript has a single exon. Gene Ontology annotation, molecular function: electron transfer activity; flavin adenine dinucleotide binding.